Amoebophrya sp. A120 is the source of this 336-nucleotide messenger RNA. NCBI's taxonomy places the organism in Eukaryota, Dinophyceae, Syndiniales, Amoebophryaceae. The record is from the annotation of a GenBank genome assembly.
AUGAAGAAAAUGGCGCGCGCAUCAAUUGCCUCUCGGCCAUCAACUCCUGUGGCGCGGUGGCGUGCGACCUGUGCGCGUUGGCGGGCGGGGCAUUGUUUGUUUUGCGGUUUACUUGGGGCCGCUUGCAGUUCCUACGCACUUGGGGGGCACUACUGGUCUCCAGGCCGGCCGCGUGGCCGAUCGCGUUCUCGUUCAUGUUUAUCUAUGCGAACUGGCGACGCCCGGCAAGCACGGCGCCGCUCUCCGACGGUGGCGGCCCGCAAUACUAGCACCACUGGCAGAAGAACCAGACAGGCAGCCCGGCGCCUGCCAGAGUUCCUGUUGCGAAACGCGUAG